Cucurbita maxima (winter squash) is the source of this 1109-nucleotide messenger RNA. RefSeq lists its product as uncharacterized. NCBI's taxonomy places the organism in Eukaryota, Viridiplantae, Streptophyta, Magnoliopsida, Cucurbitales, Cucurbitaceae. Bases 14 to 784 code for a protein of 256 amino acids. The record is from RefSeq and is a predicted model, not a curated record. The transcript has 6 exons.
UUCGAACUCCAAAAUGCAAUCAAUCCAUGCAUUGGGCUUCUCUCACUCUCUUCAAUUUUCCCAAUCCCAUUUCCAUCCCAACCCCAAAAAUUCUCUGCUAAGAACACUCGGCACCCAUGGAAGCAACAGGCAGGCUAGAACAAGCCUCAGUCUCCGAACAUCUUGGCCCUCCAUUUCCAUUGCCCUAUUCGGUUCAGGCUUUCUCUUAGGUCCUCUUCUCGAUGGUCUCCAUUCUCGGGUGAAUCUCGUCGUUUAUCAAAUAGGAUCCCUCGAUAUCGGCCCACUCCGCACUAACAUUUGUGUUCCUUUCUUGCUGGGAUUAUUUUACUGUACUGUUGGAUUGAUUCAACUCUACAUAGAUGAGAAUUUUUUGCCGAACAGACCGGAGGGGAGUUUGGGCAAGACAGUAGCAUCCUUAAUAGCAUUGGCUUUGUUUAUUGAAUUGAGUGCUGAAAUGUACAAAGCUGGAGUGGCUCCCAACAUUGAGGCAUAUGCAUUGUUUGCUGGGGCUGAGUUUAUAUGGGCAUUGCUUGAUAGUUCAUUGCUUGGCUUCUCACUGGCUUGUGUUGUUGGCCUUCUCUGCCCUCUGGCUGAGAUUCCCAUUAUGAAGUUCUUCCAUCUCUGGUAUUAUCCCCAAGCGAAUGUCGAGAUCUUUGGUGAGGGGCUAAUCAGCUGGACAAUCACUUGCUAUUUUGUAUACACUCCAUUCUUGAUUAAUUUAUCAAGGUGGCUCAUGAUGUCUGUGGUGGAUUCUGCUGCUGUAAAAAAAGAUGGGUCUGCUUAGUCAAAUGUUUUUCUGCCUAAUAGACUGGAAGAUUGGAGCUGUGAAGAAGCAAGCAAGUGGGUGUGAGUUAAAUUCCACCUGCCAAUUACUUUGGGUAACUUUCAUUUUGAUUCAUUUAUUGCCCAUUUGCAUUAGCUGUGAGCUUUCUGCUGCUGAUUCCUACUGUGGGGAGCGUUGGAUGUCUAUCAUACAAAAAAAUCUCCUUUCUAUUAGUACUUUCAGGUUAUGUGAUCCUCAUCGGGUUGAAUAUACUUUUGAUUCUUGAAUGUAUCCUUUGAUGACAAAUUGAUUAAUUUUUACGAGUUUUCUGAUCUUGCGAUUUGAA